CCUUAUUCUAAUAAAACCUGUAAUCAAAAUAUAUGAGACUAUAAAUAUGAAAGAUUAAAACCAAAGUUGAAGAGCUUGUCACUAUAACAUUAACAACCUUAAUACAGGGUUCUUCUAAAUGUAUCUUUUUUGAGUGAAAUAGAUUGUGUGAUUCAAAACAUGUUAUCUAGUUUAUUUAGAUUUCGUUAUAACAUACGGACACUCAGCUAGUCUAUAUCAAUUGCAAUGUGAGAUCAAUGAUUUCCAAGUCGUGUCGGUUUAACCUUUAUCAGAGCAGAGUACUUCGAUUAAGCUCCCAGCCUCAUGCUUAGCGUUGGAUCGUAAACUUACGGCUCCGAUCAGCCUCGGUCCACUCAACUCCUCUUCCGUGACGAGCUCAAAUAGGCCCAAAGCCGACGACGCAGGCCCAAGAACCAAAAAACCCACCAAACGCUCGCACCCACCACCCAUCGACACGAGAGAGAUGAGCAGCGGCGGCGCGGUGAAGACGCCAUCGGACUUCCUCAAGUCGAUCAGGGGCCGCCCCGUCGUCGUCAAGCUCAACUCCGGCGUCGAUUACAGAGGUAUUUUGGCUUGUCUGGACGGAUACAUGAAUAUUGCUAUGGAGCAAACUGAAGAGUAUGUUAAUGGGCAACUGAAGAAUAAAUAUGGUGAUGCGUUCAUUAGAGGCAACAAUGUUUUAUACAUCAGCACCACGAAGAGGACCCAUACUGAUGGCGCAUAAACCAAGUGGAGCCCUGUCCUCCAUGUUCUGUAACUUCAAAGUCGUUAACUUGAUUGGUUGUGAUCUCUGACUCGAUGCUACCUUUCAAUCUUGUACCUGCUGUCUGGAGGAAGUUGGGAAAUAGAAAUGUAUUGCAAAUUGAUAGACUUAUCAGAUACUAUUUUGAUGUAACCGGCAUUUAGCUUCCAUAUAUUUGUGGUGAAGAUGUUUGGUCUUUAGGGAUAUGGAUAAGAUUUGUGUUUCUAGCAUUGUGUUAGUUGGCUCCUUA
Messenger RNA from Phragmites australis (common reed), 992 nucleotides. RefSeq lists its product as uncharacterized. Gene Ontology annotation, biological process: mRNA splicing, via spliceosome; maturation of SSU-rRNA. Gene Ontology annotation, cellular component: sno(s)RNA-containing ribonucleoprotein complex; nucleolus; P-body. Gene Ontology annotation, molecular function: RNA binding. The transcript is spliced from 3 exons. Lineage: Eukaryota; Viridiplantae; Streptophyta; Magnoliopsida; Poales; Poaceae. The coding region runs from base 464 to 724 and encodes 86 amino acids. The record is from RefSeq and is a predicted model, not a curated record.